Molecule: messenger RNA, 10367 nt
Organism: Dicentrarchus labrax (European seabass)
Lineage: Eukaryota; Metazoa; Chordata; Actinopteri; Moronidae
Exons: 2
Coding region: 4786-6657 (623 amino acids)
Source: RefSeq, a predicted model, not a curated record
CACAGACAGCAGCUGUGAAACUCUUCCUCUCUCUCGCUGAUGGAGAAGCUCAGUUGGGUUUUGGAUGUGAGCAAACAGAUGUAGUCGGGCUGCAGGUGGAAGCCAGCCGCUCACAGCUGGAUGGAUCCAGAUGUUGUGAACAGAGUUAACCUGAUACAGAGUUAGUUAUACUGACUCUUCAUGUGGAUGAUUCACUUCCUCCUCCUCCUCCUCGUAAUCAACCGGCUCCCUCAUUAGUCCUGAUGAAGAGUGUGUGUGUGUGUGUGUGUGUGUGUGUGUGUGUGUGUGUGUGUGUGUGUGUGUGUUUGGCAGUAGAUGAAAGCUGAGGAGACGUGCAGAACAGACAAUACACAGAGAGGGAAAGCCUCAGUGUCUCUCUCACUCUCUGUUAUUCCUGUCACGUACAAAACAAGCUGCAGAAUCUGUGUGUGUGUGUGUGUGUGUGUGUGUGUGUGUGUGUUUGUGUGUGUGUGAGAGUGUGUGUGUGUGUGUGUGUGUGUGAGUGAGUGUGAGUGUGUGUGUGUGUGUGUGUGUGCAGCACGUGCACUCGGCUCACGUUUCCAGGCAGCAGAGCUCAGAGCGAGACAGAGGGGCUGAUGGGAAGGAGGUGUGUAUCUGGUGUAAAGCCUUCGCUCACAGCUGCUGACAGGAAGCUAACGUUCCCUUACAGCCCACAAACGGCCGCGCGCUAACAGCCGGGGACGCCGCAGGAUUUACAGCGCUGACAUUGUGCAUCAAUUUUAAUUCCUUCCAAUGGAACCGUCACAAUCUUAACACAUUUAAGUCUAAAUUCACAUUUUUGGGGGAAUUGUGCAACAAAUUGAGCUGAAAGUGUCUGAAAUGACUGUGAUGGCAAUAAAUGAAACAAUCAUCUUACGUAGAAAACAGUCUAUAAAACAUUCAUUAAUCUUUUAAAGGUUCUGAAUACUUUAUUAUAGGAUAUAAAUGUUACUGUCAAACUAAAAAAUGCUCAGGAGUCAUUGGAGGAAGGAACAAAGACAGAAUGAAGAAAUAAGGUUAGCAGGAUUAAAAAAGCUAAUAUCAGUAAUAUGUUUAAAUCUGAUCUCAUAUUGGAUGAGGGGCUGAAGCCAAUCACAUUGAAAUAUUCUGAGUCUAAAAAUACUAAAAAACCAAACCAUCUACCCACCAUGUGAACCUUUCUAAAGCUUCUGUAUCCAACUGUCAUUUAUAAAUCAGCCAACACCACGAAGCAACCAACGGCAGACACAGCCAGCCGGACAACCGUUUGUCAGAAUACAUAAGUUAGUAUCAUGGAUCACGUUAGCUUCCCCAGCUGGAUAUGUGAUCACAUAUCCACUCAGAAAGUAUUUUACUAGUGAUAACAAGCGAAGGUUAGACAGCCACGCUGAAUAACGUUAGAACAGCUAGCCAGUCAGAUCGGCCUGGAGUCUGGAUGGAGCUAGCUGACUAAAACCACAAUAUCUCAAUAUGUUCCAGCUGGUAGAAAACAACCACCAGCUUUGCACUGAUUAUACUAACAUACAGCUGUAAUAGUUUUAACAGCGUAGUGUUUGUACUUUAACAUUAGGAAAUGAUCUGAAUGCUUCCACUGGGAGGGCUGCAUUUUAGAAAAUAAUGUGUGAAUGUUCAGUGUCAGUUCAGGCCUCUUUCUCUGCUCCAGUUUCUCCAUUCAGCCUCAAACUGUUUGCAUAAUUAGUUCUUUUAUCAGCGUGUGUGUGUGUGUGUGUGUGUGUGCUGUUGCACACAAUCACUCCUUUCACACACUGAGUCCUCUAACAAACACCAGUGGCUGAUGGGAAUUUUCACUACUUUAGUUUUAAUGUUGCAGUUUAAAAAAAUACAUAAAAAAGAUAAAGAUAAAUCAUAUUCAGUGCAGGGAGGGAGGUUUCAAUUUCAGACACCGACACUAAAUUAAACAUAUGAUAUGUAAUUCCUGCCACUAGGGGGUCUCUCACAUCAGAAUAAUGACAAAAUAUGAAGUGUGAUGAGGUUGAAGCAGCGUGGGAUCAUGGGAGUUGUUGUCUUCACCACCAUUGGCGUCAUUGCAGUCAGCUUCUCCCGGUUAGGAUUCCUUCAGUGUUCAUGGUUCAGGAGGUUUCUACCGGGAGCCCAAUGAUCCACAGAGGUCUCCUCCUCUCCAACACAAACAGACCCGCUGAUUAAAACCACUAAACACACUGAAUAAAGCAGUUCCACCUUAAACACACUGAAUAAAGCAGUUCCACCUUAAACACACUGAAUAAAGCAGUUCCACCUUAAACACACUGAAUAAAGCAGUUCCACCUUAACAAUCACUGCUUCUCCCACGCUGUUGGACAGACAAAGGACGUCCCGGAGGGGCUGCGAGCCGAGCUGCUGCUAACGUUAGCUCAGCUUGUUUCUCUGAUAACUUAAGAUCCAGACGUCCGAUGACUAAAAUCCUUCAUCCGGUUCAAAUCUAGAGUUAAAAAGCACCAAGAUCUAAACAGUGGACAGCGACCGCCAUGCAGGCCCUGACGUAAGUUGAUGGCGAGGUCCCGCCCAACGCUGCUUGCAGCUUUAAUUAGGGACCAAGCCAGCGACCGCUGGAGGUCCCUAUUGUUUUUGCUCGAUUUCUUCUUCUUACCUAUUAUUAUUUUUAGCCCCCUUUGACUGCAUUUUUGCCCCCCUGAACAUAUACGAAAACUCAAUUUUAUUUGGCAAAGUUGUCAGGCCUGGUAAAAAUGGGGAUAUUCUAUGUGUCGCUUUCGGGUAGGCCACUAGGUAGCGCUACUAUCAUCAAAAAUGCGUUUAGGCUUAUAACUUCUGCAUCGUUUGUCGCACAUUCAAAAAUUUGUGAUUAAAAUGAAAAUUGGUGCAAUUCUUGCCCAGGGCUCCCUGAAGCUUGCUAAAAAAUGUGUCAACAAUCCGCCACUAGGUGGCGCUCUGGUGGCAUGGUAAAUCACUGUGCGGAGACCGUAAUAGUUAUGAAAAUGAAAUUCACAGGGCACCUGUAGAGUGGUGCCUGAAGCUCACAUACCAAAAAUCAUGUUUGUCGUGUUUGUAGCGCCCCCUAUAGGAUAAGAAAAAAGCAGCCCCGGUGCCACGUUUCACCGAUAUGUAUGAAACUCGGUAGGCACGUGUAACAUGCCGGGACGUACAAAAAAGCCUCUUGGACCAAUACCCCAAACCCCACAGGAAGUCGGCCAUUUUGAUUUAGAUUUUCACUUUCGGCAAACUUUUUGCGUUGUAUUUGAACGAACUCCUCCUAGGGAAUUUAUCGGAUCAACUUCAAAUUUAAUCAGCGCAAUCUAAAGACAUUCAUGAUUAAAAGUUGUGCUUUUUACGACAUUCCGUCAAACGGCGUGCCUGUGGCGUUGAAUUUCAACCAUUCACCAUAAACAGAUAGUACUCAACUUCAGUGUACAAUGUCUAAUCUCGACUAAACUUCACAUAUUCUGUAACAGUCCUAGCCUGAACACAUCCUCACAACUUCAGUGUACAUUAUCUGAUCUCAACAAAACUUCACGUUUGAUAAGAAUCCCGCCCUGAACACGUCUACAUGACAAUAUUCAGACAUAGUGAUAGCGCCACCUACUGGCAACAGGAAGUAAGCGCUGCGUGGUGGUUUUGAGCUGAUUUACGUGAGAUUUUCGUGUCGUGGUCCGCACGUGUUACGACAGCACGUGACGCCGCCGCAGCAUGCCCCGAGUUGCGUGGAGUGCGAUGUCCCACCCAAUGCUGGAGAGAAUUUUGUUCCUUUAUUAUUCAAUCAAAUAGAAUAGAUUUGAAACCAAAAAAGAGAUUAGAGAGCAAAAAAGAGUAAGUGGCAAUCAAAAAAUGUUUUUUUUGAGAUCGAAACAGAACAGGUUGCAAUUGAAAAAAAAUAUGAGAGAACAUAUUUUUGCUUAUAAAUCAGUCCUCUUUGCUUGCGAGUUCUAAAGUUUUGUUUGCAAAUCAGUCCUCUUUGCUUGCGAGUUCUAAAGUUUUGUUUGCGAAUUCAACUGCACUUGAUGGGCGGGGCCUACGCUGGUGGAUGAGAGAAGAGUUUCUAUUGGUUGGUUUGACCUGGCUACAUCUUCCACAUUACACCCACUUCUCCCUUGUGCUGUGCUGCUCUUUUUUGGUUUUAAAUCUAUUCUGUUUGAUUGAAUAAUAAAAGAACAAAAUUCUCUCCAUAGUUUUAGCGAAGUUUGUUUAUUUUUAAAUAUUUUUAUUGUCGGAAUCUUUUGUUUUUUUAUUCCUUUACUGUUUUUCUGUGAUGUCAUCGGAAUGUUGUGAUGUCAUUCAAAGAUAAAAGCCAAUCGAAUGUUCUUUUGAUACAAAGGCGAACAUUCCGUCUGAAAAUGCAUAAAUAGGAUCUAAAUCCAACAUCAGUUCAGACUCACUUUGAACACAACGACAAACACAGAAAGAUUCUUCAGGACUUUGUAUUUAAGGACAUAAACAAAUACAACUGAGAGUCUUCGCACGCACAUCCGCCAGUGCCUGGAGAAGCUGACAACCAUAGAGUGGUCGCUUCUGAAAUCCGGGUCCCUCGAAAAGGAGGCCGAAGAGAUUAUAACUGACAUUUGCGUGGAUAUCGUGAAAACGAUAUUCAUCCACAUAUAUGGGGUGUUUAGAGAGAAGCAACUGAAGGGGAGAGACACUCCCAAAUCCUACAAAAGCUCUCCUGGAUCAGCCAGAUCACAGAAGAGAAGUGUAUCUGAAGACGACGUCCGUGGUUGCCUGGGGGACUUUAUUUCUCUGGCCUUAUCGGAGGCCACCGGUGUCCCAGACAUCAGUUCCCGAAGCACGGAGAAGCUAACGGACGCUGUGAUUACAGAGGUCACAGACAGAGUCAAUAUGGUCUCCAAAAGCUCUGAGAGUAGUGGAGGUGAUGAGGGGAGCAGACCUCUCAUCUCACCUUCCUUCACCGAGAGACUAAAGACCAUGGUCCGACAUGUGGCCAAAAUCUUGAAGAAAUGUGCCGUAAAGAAAGGUCAGCAAAGCCUGACAACGGAGGCAGCGGAAAGCCAGAUAACACUGGACAACUUGCCAGUGGAGGACCCAAUGCUGGUUGGAACGGUUGUUCCUUCUCUUGAUGAGACCGAAACAGAGUCUCCGAAGAGCUUUGUGGACAAAGUCACAGAAGCCAUAAAAAUCAUUGUACAAGAAAGGGCCAAGAUAAUCAAACCAAUUGAUUACUUCGUCCAGGUUUCAGAGAAAGAUGGCGACAUGUUCGAGUUGGAAUCCUCCUACGACAUGGCUGAGGUGGCUUCUGCAAUUGUCGUUGAGAUAAUUGAGGAGUUGAAACUCAAUUCAGAAGUUUCACUGCCUGACUCUCUGGCAAUACCUGAAAAAACAUCCCACUGGAAAACAGUGGCAGCCAAACUUAAGGAUUUUUAUGCUCAGCGUUUUGCCAUGGGGUCACUACUCGGCCUCAUGGCAAAACUGAGGCGUAAAUAUAAAUGCGUCCCAGAAGAACAGUCUUCUCUGAGCCAGCUGAUGGAGGAGGCUGAUGAUGUAGUUAGGAGCAUCAUCUCAUCGACUGAAGAGGAUCUAAGGAAGAUGAGAACAGACGAGACCCCUGACGAAAUAAUCAAUUCUGUUGGCAGCGAUCAGGACAACACAGCCGCCAUAGAGCUCGGCGAUUUAGUUUUUGAACACCUACAGCCAGAGGCUCCCACGGUGGACUUCCGCCUUCAAAUACAGGGUGAAGUGGAAACCUUUAUGGGGCAGAUAAGGCGAUGGCUUAACCUGCAGCUGAUCCGCCACCAACGGAAGAAGGACCACGUAAGUCUUGUCUUGAAAAAGAUCAGGGAAGUGGUCUGUCAGACAUCGCCUACUGAGACCCCCUCAGUCAUAGGAAGUGGCUGCGUGACACCUGUAGGAAGUUGCUGCGUGACACCUGUGGAGGUUGAAACAAAACCACCUUCCACCCCCAUUCGGUCCAUCAAGUCACCUGUGGGGGCUAAGACUGGUGACACCCUGGUGGUUGAAGUAGAAUCACCUUCCACCCCUGUUAGGUCCGUCAAGAAGUCACCGGUGGGAGCUAAGACUGGUGACACCCUUGAAGCAAAACCACCUUCCACCCCCGUUCGGUCAGUCAAGUCACUGGUGGUAGCUAAGACUGGUGACACCCUGGUGGUUGAAGUAGAAUCACCUUCCACCCCCGUUAGGUCCGUCAAGAUAUCACCGGUGGGAGCUAAGACUGGUGACACCCUUGUAGCCAAACUACCUUCCACCUCCAUUCAAUCUACCAAGUCACCGGUCAGUCAUGAAGCUGCGGUUGAGACUGCAGCACCAGCAGCCCAUCAGUGGGACGAUACCAGAUGCAGGCUUAUGGUCAUUGCACUGGUUCGUAAAAUUUUGAAAAGUCCGAUACAUCUGGACAUUCAUGUGACUUGCAGUGACAUUGAGGCAGUCAGCAGGUCACUGGCGGAGACGUUCCUGGAACAGAUCACAGGUUCCGAGUUUGCUGUUAAGCCAAGUGGCCAGCACAUCAAGAAGGUCGCCAAGGCAGUGCACAAGGAGUUGUGCAAGCUGACAGGCGAUGCAGAGAUCUUGAAGAUGUGCCUGCUGUCCCGGGAUGCAUCUGUUUACAGAUGCAUAACUGAGGCACUAACGAAGCAUCUGGUGAAGCCGCAGAAGAAGACCGGCGUGAACAGACUCUUCUCACGUCUCUUCAAGACCGUGGCCAAGCCGUUCGCUGCUUGCUUCGGGCUCAAAGAGUAAUCUUUGGUGGUUUUUGACCGGACGCUAACUGGGAUGACACUGGGUUUACUCUGAGAGGCUUUGGUUCGCCCACAUUUAACUAUAAUGAAAAAAAAAAUCUCAGUAAGAGAAGAAUUGUCUGGUGGAUCGCGACACAGGACAUCAGGUAUCAUAGCGCCACACAGGUGCCUCAGUGUAACACUGUGGCCUUGCAGCUAUCAGGUGACGGUUCAAUUCCAGCCUUUGACCCCCUUUUGCUGUGAGGAGUACAGAGUGCUCACUGUGUUGGCGUGGGUUUUCCCCGAGUAGCUUCGGUUUCUUCCCACAUUUUAAAAAAUAAACGAUUGAGCCAAACUUAUAGCCACGUUUGGCCUUUCCCAGCAUGCAUUGUGUAAAAGGGCUUGGGAAACACCCCAGAGAUGUUAUUAGUCACACCUACAGCCCCCCCAACAAAAAAAAUGUUAAUUAAAAACAAACAAUAUAACAUAGAACAAACAAUCUGUCUAAUAACAGUCAUUGAAUUGAAUUGAACUUGUUCAUUUAAGCCUGAAAUUGAUAUUGGUUGAAUAUAAGUUGGAUUAACGAACUCCUCCUAGAGAACUGGUCAGUACACUCUGAAGAUGUUCACAAUGAAAAAUAUCAUUAUCAAGUUAUUUGUUGUGUCUGUGGCAUAGCGUUGAAUUUUGAUUUGCAGCUUUAAUUAGGGUCCCUCUUGUAUCUCAAGUAUGUAAAUGCCUUUAAAUUCACAAAACCCAACAGAUACAGAACAAAACAAGCUUACCAAUAACAGGGUUCCUACUUUUUAAGAAAUAAUUUAAUAAUAAAAAUUAAUUGACUACUAACAAUGUAAAUUUAACAUUUCCAGUACAAUUAUAUUUUCAUCUUCUGAUUGCAGCGUCUCAACUGUGAGGACUCGCUGGUUCUCUCUGCUUCAUUUGAUUUUAAACGUGCUAUCUCGUAAUGGCUGUGUUUGACUAUUUUCAGACAUUUUAUAGACUAAGCCUGUCAAACACAGUCAGUUUGUGACUGAACAGAGCUAAUACAAGCUUUAAAACUAUUGUUAAAAAAUAAACUGAAAGCACAUGAGAGCAUUUAAAAGUAACAACAGGAAGUGUAUGGUAAAAAUAAACGGUGUAAUUUCUGCCACUACGACACAUUAAAAUGAUAAAAAAAUUGGUAGUGUGAUGAGGUGGUGAAGCAGCGUGGGAUCAUGGGAGUUGUUGUCUUCACCACCAUUGGUGUCAUUGCAGUCAGCUUCUCCUGGUUAGGAUUCCUUCAGUGUUCAUGGUUCAGGAGGUUUCUACCGGGAGCCCAAUGAUCCACAGAGGUCUCCUCCUCUCCAACACAAACAGACCCGCUGAUUAAAACCACUAAACACACUGAUAUUCUAACAUGCUAACGUUUGCCCAGCUUGUUUCUCUGAUAACUCCAGACGUCUGAUGACUAAAAUCAAAUCUUACGACGGAGUAUUAGGGCCAGACUAAGAAAAAAAUUUAUUUUAUUUUUUUGGAAAUUAUGAGAAUAAAGUUGUAAUGUUACGAGAAUAAAGUCGUAAUAUUACGAGAACAAGAGUCGUUUUAAUGAGAAAAAAGCUUCGAUAGAGUUAUCAAGAUCUGACGUGAGCAGCUCAACCAAUCAGCAGCCUCAGCCUGAACCCAGCAGCUGCUGUUUUUCUCAGUCGUACCGUACAGUCAACAGGUAAGAUAUCUUAUUCAUCAUUUCAUCGUUAAACAGUUUUGCUGGCUGAGCCAGCAGGUUGACAGUCCUGAUAAAAUUACUACUUUAUUCUGGUAAUGUUACAACUUUAUUCUCAUAAUGUUACGACUUAAUUCUUGUAAUGUUACGACUUUAUUCUCAUAAUAUUAUGACUUUAUUCUGGUAAUGUUACAACUUUAUUCUCAUAAUUUUACGACUUAAUUCUUGUAAUGUUACGACUUUAUUCUCGUAAUGUUACGACUUUAUUCUCGUAAUUUCCCCCAAAAUAAUAAUAUUUUUUUCUCUUAGUAUGUCCUUAAUACUCCGUCGUAAAAUCUAGAGUUAAAAAGCACCAAGAUCUAAACAGUUGAUGGUAAAAAUGGUGAAUUAGUAAUGAAAAUAAGAGCUGCUAAUCCUGGUGUGUUCAGUGUUUGUCAGUUGUUUUUCUGUUUGCAUGAACAUGGUGCUGAUUUGCCUCCUCCUGUCCUGACUCCAUUUACAUUAACCAUGACAUGGUGUGUGUGUGUCAGUAAAAACAGGCUUUAUUAAAGAAACAGACUGAACACCUCAGAGCAGUUUGAGCAGCAGGUGGAUUAACACGACUGGGGUCAGUGUCCUCUGUGGCUUUUGUGCUGUGGAUAUUUUUGCAGUUUUGAAAUGAGAGAACCAAAAUCCGGAAAAGAGGUGUUAAUAAAUAGGAGAACAAAAAACAGAGUGUGGGUCAUUUGUUUUUUUUGUUUUAUUCACAUUUUUAAAAAUGGAAAUUUUGGUUUCCUCAUUUCAAAACAAAUAUCAGUUGACCACAAAGUACACCGACCGACGGCCUCCAGUAAAUCCUGUUCAUGUGUUUACAAUUUUUACAAUUUUUUUUACAAAUUUUACAAAUUUUUAAGACAUUUUUUAAUAAGAACUCCUUGAGUUGGUCAGUGUUUCCAGCAGUUGCCCCUCAGUGUCGCUCUCACUGUUACUGGGGAUGACCACUUAUACAAAACAUAUUUAAAUAAUUACUUUCUACAGUUUAAAAUAUCUCAGGGUUGUAUUUUAUAGGCAGAACCCACUCAGCGUUAUUCAGUUAUAUUCACAGUUGAAGCUGAAAUCAUAGAAUUUGGGGCCCUCCAGUCAUGUAUUAACACAUAUAUACAAAUAGUCUGUUAGAGUUAUUGAGUGAGUCGGCUGGUUAUAGAUAUCUGCUCACAGGAUGAAAGUCUGACGUGUUUGUUAGGAAACAUAUCAGAUCUGUGGUCACAUUUACAUCCUCACCCCCACGUGGCUCCUGAUAACGGUCUGAUUAAACCUUUUGCAUGAUAGCUACACCUAAAGAGCCACUGUGGGGAACCUCAUUUGGCUCCACUUUAUUUGGAUAGUCCGCCUACAGAGUUUAUAGAUUAUCUGCAACAUUUCAGCAGCUCAGCAAUUAGUUGAGAUUGAACAAUUCAGAAUGAAUUCAUUUAGAUAAGCGAGUGCCUUCUCUCUCCGCUUCCCUACAGUACCAACAGUGGGCAACACUAGCUAACAUUAGUUUAUAAAUGGAGUCUGCUAACGGCUACAAACGACCAACACCCACCACAACACAGAGUCCAACACAGAGUCCACAACACAGAGUCCAACACAGAGUCCACAACACAGAGUCCAACACAGAGUCCAACACAGAGUCCACAACACAGAGUCCACAACACAGAGUCCAACACAGAGUCCACAACACAGAGUCCAACACAGAGUCCACAACACAGAGUCCACAACACAGAGUCCACAACACAGAGUCCAACACAGAGUCCAACACAGAGUCCACAACACAGAGUCCACAACACAGAGUCCAACACAGAGUCCACAACACAGAGUCCAACACAGAGUCCACAACACAGAGUCCACAACACAGAGUCCAACACAGAGUCCACAACACAGAGUCCACAACACAGAGUCCACAACACAGAGUCCAACACAGAGUCCAACACAGAGUCCACAACACAGAGUCCACAACACAGAGUCCAACACAGAGUCCACAACACAGAGUCCAACACAGAGUCCACAACACAGAG